Messenger RNA from Aspergillus eucalypticola CBS 122712, 909 nucleotides. RefSeq names its product mitochondrial 37S ribosomal protein uS12m. Gene Ontology annotation, biological process: translation. The transcript has 3 exons. The record is from RefSeq and is a predicted model, not a curated record. The coding region runs from base 38 to 661 and encodes 207 amino acids. Gene Ontology annotation, molecular function: structural constituent of ribosome. Lineage: Eukaryota; Fungi; Ascomycota; Eurotiomycetes; Eurotiales; Aspergillaceae. Gene Ontology annotation, cellular component: ribosome; small ribosomal subunit.
GGCCAAAGCACAUCGCCCAGGAGACAUAUAAACAAAAAUGGCCCCUCUCGUCUCCUCCCUCGCCCUGCGCACGCUUCGGACUCUUGUCCAGCGUCCCGCCGCUAUCAAAUCCACCACUACCUCCUGCUCUAUCACCACCCUCGCCGCUCCCCGACGACCUUUCCAGCCCGUCCUCCGCACGUCCACCGCAGUAGCUGCUGCUGCUGCUGCUGCAGGCAAGACCUCCGUCACAUCCUCUUCUUCCUCCAUUCUCCGGCAAUUCUCCACCUCCCCGUUUCGCCAGGCCACCUACAACCAAGUGCGGCGCGGAUGCCGUACUGCGCAGCGCGCACGUCGCUCUCGGUCUCCGGCGCUGAUCGGCCGGUCUCAGAUGAAGGGAGUGUGUUUGAAGACGGGUAUUACGAAGCCUAAGAAGCCGAACUCUGGUGAGCGGAAGACGGCGAGAGUUAGGUUGAGUAGUGGGAAGGUUGUUACGGCUUAUAUUCCUGGUGAAGGACACAAUAUUCAGCAGCACAGUGUUGUUAUGGUGCGUGGUGGUCGUGUGCCUGAUUGUCCUGGUGUGAAGUACCAUUUGGUUCGUGGUUCGAUGGAUUUGGGUGGUGUUGCUUCUCGGUUGAACAGUCGGUCGAAGUAUGGUACGAAGAAGCCUAAGAAGGAUUAGUUGGGUAUGAGGGAUGUUGCUUGUGCUUGAUUAUAUCUUUUGGUAUUGUUUGUAUCAUUACAUCGUGCUUUGACGGAUCUUUAUAUCGUUGUUAUCAUUAGAACACGGCUAUGUACAUUUAUGAGGCUUGCCUGGCUACAGAGCAGUUAUUUUCCCUUUCCCAUUUCAUCCCGACUCCAUCCAGUACAUCCUGCAAACGAUCUCUGUACCUUGCAACCCCUAUACCCGGAAUAUGGAGAAAAAUGAUG